Messenger RNA from Thecamonas trahens ATCC 50062, 1704 nucleotides. Its product is annotated as ATP-binding cassette transporter. NCBI's taxonomy places the organism in Eukaryota, Apusomonadida, Apusomonadidae. Gene Ontology annotation, molecular function: ATP hydrolysis activity; ABC-type transporter activity; ATP binding. Gene Ontology annotation, biological process: transmembrane transport. Gene Ontology annotation, cellular component: membrane. The record is from RefSeq and is a predicted model, not a curated record. The coding region runs from base 1 to 1704 and encodes 567 amino acids. The transcript has a single exon.
AUGGCGUUCUUUGACACCAACCCGCUCGGGCGCAUCCUCAAUCGGUUCACCAAGGACCAGUCGAUUCUGGACAACGAGCUCUCGUUUACGCUCUACCAGUCGCUGCAGUGGGGCGUUUAUUCACUCUUCGCCAGCAUUCUCAUUUGCUUUGUGCUCCCGUUCUUCAUUCCGUUCCUCAUCGUCUUUGGCUACAUCUUUUACCGCAUCCAGGUCUUCUACCGCAAGACCUCGCGCGAAGUCAAGCGGCUGGAGAACACAUGCCGAUCGCCGCUGUUCUCGCAUGUGGCGUCGACCUUGACGGGCAUCUCGACGGUGCGUGCUUACGCGGCCGAGGCACGUUUCUCGGCCAACCACACGGUCAACGUCGACACCCAUCAGCGCGCGCUCUUUGCCUCGCUCAUGGCGCAGCGAUGGGUUGGCUUCCGGCUCGAUCUCAUUGCGACGGCCAUCACGUUCCUGGCAGCGCUCUUUGCGGUUCUCUCGCGCUCGUGGGUCUCGCCCUCCUUUGCCGGCCUUGCUAUUGUGUACGCCAUGCAGCUCUCGGGCAUGUUCCAGUGGUUUGCGCGAGUGACGGCUGAGGCCGAGGCCAACAUGACGUCUGUGGAGCGGCUGGCACACUAUUCGUCGGCCAUCGCCGUCGAGGCGCCUGCGGUGAUUGAGGCGACCCGGCCGGAUCCGUCGUGGCCGCCGUCGGGAACCGUUGUCUUUUCGGACGUCCGCAUGUCGUACCGGCCAGACCUUCCACUCGUUCUCCGCGGCGUUUCGGUUGUCAUCGAGGGCGGCGAGUCGGUCGGAAUUGUGGGCCGGACCGGGGCUGGCAAGUCCUCGCUCGCAGUUGCGCUCUACCGGCUGGUGGAGCUGACCGGCGGCUCGAUCGUCAUCGACGACGUCGACAUCUCCGCCAUCGGCCUGGAUCAGCUCCGGUCGAAGCUCUCGAUCAUUCCGCAGGAUCCGAUCCUGUUCCAGGGCACGGUGCGGUCGAAUCUGGACCCGUUCGACGAGCACACCGACGAUGCGCUGUGGAACGCGCUGCGGCGGGCGCACGUCGCCGACGCCAUCCGCGGCCUCGAGCUCUCGCUCAGCGCGCCUGUCGAUCCCAACGGCGCCAACUUCUCGGUCGGCCAGCGGCAGCUGCUGUGCAUGGCGCGCGCGCUGCUGCGGUCGUCCAAGAUCCUAAUCAUGGACGAGGCGACGGCAACCGUCGACGUCGAGACUGACGCGCUCAUCCAGGAAACCAUCCGGUCCGAGUUCCGCGGCUGCACGGUGCUGGUCAUUGCGCAUCGGCUGGAGACCAUCAUCGACGCCGACAAGAUCAUGGUCCUUGACCAGGGUCGUGUGGCGCAGUACGACUCACCUCAUGCCCUGCUCACCUCGGACGAAGGCCUCUUCUCAUGGCUCGUCAACCAGACCGGUGAAGCCAAUGCCGCCCACCUCCGGCGCAAGGCAUCUGCUGCUUUCCGGGGCAAGGCUCUCGCCCGGCCGUCGGCAUCCGACUCGUCGGCUCCUCCAUCCACCUCGGCCUCGGCCUCGGUCUCCAAGUCCAAGUCCAAGUCCAAGUCCAAGUCCAAGUCCAAGUCCAAGUCCCAGUCCAAGUCGAAGGACAAGUCCAAGUCCAAGUCCAGGAAAAAGUCCACGUCUGAGGUCAAUGCCAAGUCCAAGACAAAGGUGAGGAAGACCAAGCGGAUUCGGCGUUCGCAGCUCUAG